UUUAAUUUUUGAUUAAUAACAAGGAACUCAAAAAUGUACAGGAGAAAUCGCCCUUAUGAAUAUAAUGAAGUUAAUGAAGCUAGUGAAGAAACAAAGUUGAUACAAGAUAGGAUUGAAAACGCUAGUGGAGACUUUAACUCUUUACUUCAACAAUCGAGAGAGCUAAACACCCAAACUCUAAAGCAAGCGCUAACUAAAAUUUUGAAGAACAACCUUGAAAACAUGAAAGAAGAAGUGCUGGAUGGCGCCUGGGUUGAGCUAAUAUAGCAGACAAGGUGCUUAAAGAAUUUGACCGACUAGCAGUGCAACAGGAGCAGGAGCAAGAGCAAGUGCAACAGAAGGAAGUCAUCCAAAAAGCUGUCCAGCAGAAAGUUUUGAAGCAGCCAGAAGAACAGAAAGAACAGGUUUAUUUGGAAGAAUCUAAGAACCAGAUAAACCAUGAAUUUGAGGAAAAGAAGAGCAACGUUAAAAUUGAGAGGAAUGAAGAUGAAUACCCGUUUGAUAAUAGAAGGAAGAUUGCUGAAAUAUGACCAAUGGAGUUUAGAAAUCCUUUGGAUAGUGAUAUCUAUAAAGGCUUCUUUAAAAAGGAGAAGAAAGAGAAAACUUAUAGCUAUCAGAAGAAUAAGAAGAAGAUUAGUUAUGAGCAGAAGAAGGAAAAGGAACUGCUAGAAGCAUCCAAGCCUUCUACACAUGGAAGGUAUAUUCCAAUGGAGAAUAAUAAGCUAAUAGCAAAUUCAAACCAGGAGAGACCUCAGAGGCAAAACUUUAGAGAAGCUCGUCAAGAAGCUAGAAAUAGGGAUCCUCAAACUUAUCAGAACAGACCUCGAGAUCCCCCACCCGAUCCAGCUCCUACAACAGAAGAAUUGAAAGGGAAGAUGGACCAAAAGGAUGAUCCUAAUGACCAAAAACAGGAACCUAGAUUUCUAAACCCUGAGUAUACUCAUGAGGAUGAAUCGAAUAAUGAAAACUCUCACCAAGACCAAGACAUUCACGCAGAUCAGGACAACGAACCUGAAAAAACAACAAAACAAAAUCACCACAAUUCGGUUUCCCAAACAGAAAACAAAGAAGAAAUAACCCAGCCUCAAAAGGAUCAAACCCAAGAGCCUGAACUCCUUAUUGACCACCAUGUAAAUAACUCCGAAGGAUCAUCUUCAACCCUGAAGGAAGACAGCAAGGAUUCUUCUCAAAAAGACGAAGAGCUUCCCAAUCUCUCCCAAAUAGGCCAACAGAAUCAGACACAAGAGGAAAAAGUGAACUCUCGUGAUGACUCGAAGCCUGAAAGCUGAGAGUCCUCAGAAAGUUCAAUGUCGUCAAUUCCUGAAUAUUUUGAAGCCUUUUACGCCUCAUUACCCAAUGUUUUUGAAGAUUAUGAGGUAGAGAAAAAGCACACCCUAAGUUUUGGCCAAGACAAGGUUUGACCUUACGAAGAAAUAGAAGAGUGUCUCGAGGAUGAUGACUUGCGUGCUAAUAUAGUAUGAUUUAUCCCACAAGAUUUUAUUCUUAAAGCUAUGCUUAAGAAGAUAAAGAAAACUUGCCAUUUUGUGUUUUUAGUCAAAAGUGAAGAUUUAGCAGUUGCCCUUACUUCACUUCCUAAAGAGUUCCUCAAGAAAGUUAAUAAUGAAUCUGACUUAGAGACGAUAGAAACAGAGGAUGUUAUCAGUCAAAUGGAAAGUGAGGAAGCGUUCCUAGUGGAUUUGGCUUAUAAUAAAGAGUUUUAUGAAGAUAAUAGCUAA
Messenger RNA from Moneuplotes crassus, 1736 nucleotides. NCBI's taxonomy places the organism in Eukaryota, Ciliophora, Spirotrichea, Euplotida, Euplotidae. The record is from the annotation of a GenBank genome assembly.